AUACCCUUUGAGAACCAACAAUUAGGUAUUGAGAAAGAGUAUAUCGGAGUAACCAGAAGAAACCUGAAAGUACGACUAAAGGAGCACAAAUAUAGUAUAAAUAAAAAACUGAAUAGUACGAUAUUAGCAAGUAUGGCACAGGCAGACGGAUCAGUAGUCAAAUGGGAUGAAGCCAAGAUUGUUAGGACGGGACACUCACCUUCCAUCGCAAUGGAAAUGGAGAAAAUAGAGAUUUACAGAAGUAAGAUGAGGGACAGAUGCCUAAAUGCAAAAGAUGCAAAAGCAUUACCAACGGCUUGGAAAUAUAAAAUUGAGAAAAAUAUGGGUUUUAAUAAUCCAUAAACAUUUUCAUGUUCUGGAGUUUUUAGUAUUUCAAACUCAAAGUUAUAAAUUUUCUUUUAUUUUAUUGUUAAAUUGAAACGCGAUUUUUAGAUUACAUUUUAUCAUAUAUUUAGUUUAAUUUAUUUAUUAUACAUAAAAGUUGUAAUAAGUUCAAAUUCAAACGAAUUUCGAACGAAUGAUUCCAUUACAACGAAAACUAUUAAAACCUGAAGAUGGCCUAUACGAAUUGGCCGAAAACGUUUGGAAUAAACAAAAAUAACUCGGCAAAAAAUUCAGAUGUAUAUUGAAGAAGUAUAAUUAAUCACAGUAUGCAUCAUUCAAAUCGUUGUGCCUUAACAUCAUGUUCAGCUCCAUUGCCUUCAGGGAAAAAAUAUGUUGCCAUAGAAUUAUUGACCAAAGAAAUACUUUAUUUUGUUGUCGAUUUAAAAACAAAAGGACAAGAAUUAUUUGAACAAGUCUGUAAUUAUUUGGGUUUAAAUGAUUCAGAAUUGUUCGGUUUGGCUCUUUACACAGGAGAUGAAUAUCAAUUCAUAGAUCCAACAUUAAAGAUCUCCAAAAUAGCACCAAAAUCAUGGAAAGCACAACAUGGUUAUGGAGUUGAUGAUUCUGGAAAACCAUUAUUAACUCUGCAUUUCAAGAUUCAAUAUUAUGUAGACUGCCAUCUUCUUAUCAAUGAUAAAAUAACAAGGCACUUCUACUAUCUGCAAUUAUUACAAAAUGUAAUAAACUACUCACAAUCUCUUAGCAAAGAAAGAGCACUCUUGCUUACAGCUUAUGCACUUCAAGCUGAUUUUGGAAAUUAUAAUAGAGAUAGACAUAAAGAUAAAUAUUUUGAUCCUAAAAAAUAUUUUCCAGAAAGAAUAAUACAGAAUUUAGGAGAAGAAUAUAUUAUUAAACACACACCAGCAAUGCAUAAAGAUAAUACGUCACUAAGUCGAGGAGAAGCUCAAGUUAUGUACAUAAAAGAAGCUUCUGACAGUACAGCUCCUCAUAAUUUACAUUUUUAUAAAAUGCAUAGGAAAAAAACAAAAGCUGAUUCAAAUGUGUGGUUAGCUAUUUGUGCCAAAGGAAUUGAAAUAUAUGAGGAAAAUAAUUUAGGAUUAAAGAGCAAACUAUCAACAUUUUUAUGGCCUGAUAUUGCAAAACUUUAUUUUGAAAAGAAAAAGUUUGAGAUUCGUUCAGUUGGUUGUCCAGAAGAACGGAAAUUUACUUAUUAUGCUAGUUCUGAAGACUUAGCUAAAAGCUUACUAUGGUUAUGUAGGAUGACUCACCAAUUUCAUAUGGUUACACAAACCCGUGUACAAGAAUUAAAACAAUUAGAAUUAGAAGGGCAUAAACCAUAUAGGGAAUCUUAUAUAUAUAGUGAUAGUCUUGAUAUGGCUUGGGAAAAACGACAGAGAGAACAUCAAGAUCAGUCUACAUUACAGUGUUCUGUUUCUCGACUGAAAAAAAUGAAUACUACCAAUAAUAGUAAUGAACAAAGGGUUUCAGUUAUCAGUAGCACAUCAUCUAAUACUACAUCAGGAAUUGUUUCUGAUCGAAUUCAAAGUUUUGAUGAAAGUGAAGGUAAUUUGGAAAUUAAUGAAAUUAUAUGUAUUCCCCCUUCUGCAACUGUACCAGCAUUAACCACAAAAAAUGAUAUAGAAAUCGAAAAUUUAACUCCACUUAUAUCUCAUAAUUUAAAUGUAACAUCUGUAAAAAAUAGACAACUUGGAAUGGAAAAUAAAGAUAAUGGAUCACAAUGUAGCGAACGUAGUGAACAUUCAUCUUCAGUUGAAUCAGGCAUGGGUGAUCAGCUUAGUGUUCCCUCAAGUGGAUAUUGGAAUACUGAUGGUAAGAGAACAACACCUACAUCAUCCUUGUUAUCUGGUGGAAGUUAUACAUCAUUUACUGACAGUACUCACAGUUCUUCAUCUCAGCUUAGUGCAAUUACAGUUAAAGCAAAUCUUAUAUCACCAAGAGUUGGUGCAUUUUCUAACAGAAAUUGCUGUUGGAAUUCUUGUUGUUCUAAUAUGGUUAAUGAUGAUGAUUCCAACAGUGAUAAAAUUAAAAAUUUUACCAAAAAAGAUGUGAAAAUGAUGGAUGUAAAACCUCAAUGUAGUCUUGUUGAACAAAAUCAGAGUAUUAAAAAUAACAGCAAUACAAAAAAUGGUUUUAACAAAUUAUCUCCUCAAGAAAUAGAACUUUUGUUGGAAAAACAACUAUAUCAAAGACAACAAUGUAUUCACAAAUACAUGCAUAAUACAUUGCCAUCUCUUUCUUUUUCUGAUAAAGAAAUUUCUUCAUCUUCAUACUUGGAGAAACCCUAUGAUCAUGUUCAUGUGAUUGGUGCACUCUGCAAUAAAAAAAAUCUGAAAGAAACUUCUAUUAGUAGACAAAAGAAUUUUGGAGAUAACUCUCAUUCCCCAUUAUAUUCAUCCACGCCUACAAUUUCUCACCAAUCACAGAUUUUUAAUCAAGAACCUUAUGCAAAUUAUUCAUCAUCACUUAAAUUUCAAAGUCUACCAUUACAUUCAGUCAUUAAUCCAGUUGCAUCAACUUCUCACUUGCACACUCGUAAUGCUACAAGAAUUGGAGUUUCAUCGCUGACCAGGCAAAGAAUUCCUCUGUCAAUAUUUAAUUACAACAGAGUGCCAAUGAUGACUACAGCCUCAGAACCAAAUCUCUGUUGCUCAAAUGCAUUGCAUGAGCAUCACUGUAUCUCUUCUAUAAAUUCCAAAGCUUCAUCAAACAAUUCUCUUCAGGAAGGGAAUUCUAUGGUUCAAAAUUCAUCUUGUGACACAGUAGAAAAAUUAUUAGACAAUUCGCCAUAUUCAAACUGUACUCAAUCAGAAAACAAUUUAGAUACAGUUGAUUUUUGUAAUAAUACUGAUUCAUCAUUAGAUCUCAACAAUUUUCCUUGUAUACCUCCUCCUUUAGCCUAUAGAACUUCAAGUGAUAAAGGUGUUGAUGAUAUAAAUUUACCAAGACAUUGUAUAGAUGAAAUUCAUUCAUGUCAUCAAAACUGUGUGCAUAGAAAUAUUCCUGUUACGUAUUUUUCAAAAAGCUUAGAAUCAUUACCUUCUUUCAUUGAUGGUAAACAACUGAUUUCAAAAGAUACGAAUAGUUCUUGUUCUACGGAAAGAUUGAUUAAAUUUGCAAGAAAAUAUGAAAGUAUUCCUUCACUUUUUAAAAAUGGAAUUCCUGAUUCGACGGAUAUCCUAGAUCUGCAACAAUUAAGAGAAAAAAGCAGAGAUUUAGAUCUUCCUCUGAUAUCUGCACUCUGUAACGACCGUUCUUUGUUGAUGCUACCAAAGACAGUUCCAACUUGCAGUCGACAGCGCCAUAUGGGAACUAAGGAUUUUAGAAGGUUUUCUUGUAGUUACAUCAACUCUCUGCAAUCCAGCCGGAUGAAGAAUCUGUCGGAGAUGACGAAGUCAUCUUUCGGUUCUCUCGAUAGACCUGUUAGUUGGCAUUUAGAGUCAUCCGAUUAUUUGUGGUUGAAAGAUUUAACUCGCUUUUCUGAAGGGAACAAGACAAUUUUGAAUCAAGAUACUGGAUCGAGCUUAUCAAACGAAUUUAAUAAUACGUAUCCCUUUGCAUCGUCUCAUUUUCAUUCGGAAUUACAUCAUUCUCAUACGACGUAUUGUCAACAUCCGUCUUCAAUAUUUGCAUCAUUUUCAACACUGAGCGACGAUCAUCUGAAUAAUGGUUAUUUUGAGCACUUGAAUAAAAAUAUACAUGCUCAGAGGCAACUAAUACCAAGAAAGCUAUCUUUUGCUCAGGGUUGUAAUGGAAGAUUAUAUGCAAAAGAACAAGCCAGUUAAUAUUUAUUCCAGAAAAAUGCCAUCAUGUGAUUUUGUUCAUAAAAAUAUAGUAAAUGUUCACAACAUUGGUAAAUUUAAUAUUGAUGUAUAUAUUAAUAUCUGUAAACGGACGACGAUGAAAUUCUUAAUUUGUAUAUUAAUACUGUUAUGGUGUUUAGAAAGUGUUGUCAUUUGAUUAUAUUUUAUUAAAUUUUGUAAAAAAUGUUGUUAUAUUGUAUUCUUAUUGAAUAACUUGGGAUAUUUAAUAUUCCCUAAUGUUAAAAUAUAUAUAUUUUUUUCUUUUGUAAAAUUAGGUGAUGAUGAACAUUUGAAAUUUAUAUCAAUAAAAUUGUUAUUGUUAU
Centruroides sculpturatus (bark scorpion) is the source of this 4489-nucleotide messenger RNA. RefSeq lists its product as uncharacterized. Gene Ontology annotation, biological process: positive regulation of hippo signaling. The coding region runs from base 651 to 4148 and encodes 1165 amino acids. The record is from RefSeq and is a predicted model, not a curated record. Gene Ontology annotation, cellular component: cytoskeleton; cytoplasmic side of apical plasma membrane. The transcript has 14 exons. Lineage: Eukaryota; Metazoa; Arthropoda; Arachnida; Scorpiones; Buthidae.